This is a messenger RNA of Aspergillus mulundensis, 1245 nucleotides long. RefSeq names its product tRNA-ribosyltransferase family protein. Gene Ontology annotation, molecular function: tRNA-guanosine(34) queuine transglycosylase activity. The transcript is spliced from 2 exons. The coding region runs from base 1 to 1245 and encodes 414 amino acids. The record is from RefSeq and is a predicted model, not a curated record. NCBI's taxonomy places the organism in Eukaryota, Fungi, Ascomycota, Eurotiomycetes, Eurotiales, Aspergillaceae.
AUGCCCGCUGGGGCUCAGGUUUCAGUCAUAGAGAAACAGCACCUGCAGUACAAAAAGAACUCAUUACCUGUCCCACUAUAUGCAAUUCCGUCGGGGCCUCAUGAGUCUGCCCUGCGCAAAUUCAUUUGUGCUCAAAAUGACCUGCUUCUGAUUUUCGGCGCGCGCCGUGAGCCUCCAAUCGCUUCUGCGCCGGCGAAUACAGAUACAUCGAUUGCUGUCCUUACAUCCGUGGGCUAUGCGCAGCUAAAGGCAGAGGAGUAUCUUGGAGCCAUCCAGCGCCUCAAACCGGACAUAGUCAUAGGUCUGGCAGACCUGCUUAUCGGACCAAAGCCGGGUAUCAAACGGCGAGUGAAGAUGGUCGACCGCACGCACGCUUUUACCACACAUGCGACGGAUAACCUCUACGGACCCGAGCUCUCGGAGCAUAGUCGGUCGAACGCGGCGUAUUUUGCGCCAAUACUUCCGCUUGAAAACACUCAACAGCAGCUAUAUCUCGAAGACCUGGAAACAGAUCUGCGGCCAUCCAUCUCCGGACUGGCACUCUACGAGCCCGCGUCGCUCUCAGCCGUCCCCGAGUCUCUAGGAGACCUCCCUCGUCUGAUUUUCAGCGGACCAGAAACGCCACACGACCUGUUACGUGAGGUCGAACUCGGCGCAGAUCUUUUGACCAUCCCAUUCCUGGCCAAUGCCUCGGACGCAGGAAUGGCCUUCACCUUUGUCUUCCCGGCUCCAUCUGCAGAUACCUCGCCAGAAUCAAAUCCACGGACCGAACCUCUCCCUCUCGCCGGUGAUCUCUGGGCACCAUCAAAUACUACAGAUACCGGCCCCCUAAUCGAAUCAUGCUCCUGCUACGCCUGCCAAAAGCAUCACCGCGCAUACUUGCACCACCUCCUCUCCGCAAAGGAAAUGCUCGCAUGGACCCUUCUACAGAUCCACAACCACCAUACGAUGGACUUCUUCUUCGCCGGUAUACGCCAGAGUAUUGAGCGCGGGACAUUCGAAGAAGAUGUCCGCACCUUUCAGCAAACAUACGCUUCUGAAUUCCCUGAAACGACGGGCCAAGGACCGAGACUCCGCGGCUACAAACUCCCCACCUCAGGGCGCGCCCAACCACGCCGCUACCCACCCGCCUACGGUAGGCUAGACAUCGCCGCGGGAAAAUUCGCAGAGUCUCAGUCUGAUCUUGCGACUCCUGAUACGGGCGCCGAUGGUCUGGAAGAGCAUGGGUUCGCGGAGAAGGUGUAG